AUGGGCACCCAGUCCCUGUUCCCGCCCUCAUCCGAGCAGGAGCUGCUCGCGCUCAGACGCAGGUGCGCUAGCUCCCUUCGGUCUCUGGUUCCGAAUGGCGUAGCGAGACUGUACUUUGGCAGCAACAGCAACAGCGGCGGGACCCAAAUUGGAAUGGGGGCCUCAACUCUGCUGCGGACCGGUCCGAGUACCGGAGGAGAUGGCUCACCGCCAGACCGUGGCCCCGAUGGCCAGACGAGACCGUCCAAGUCCCCACAGCAGCACCAGCAACAGCACCAGCUGCCUGCGUCUAAUCUCACCGGCGCUAGCAACUCUGCUGCUGCUGAUCAUAUGAGCACUAGCCGCGUCGGAACCACAGCUGGUGGACCCCCCGCCGUCAUCCCUGGCGCCCGUCUCGACGACGAGCGAAUCGUGGCCGAGAUCGAGUCGGGGAUCCUCGACGUGUUUGGCGACACCUACUGCAACAAGCACCUCAUGUAUGCCGCCCUCGAGCUUCUGCUCGUCCGCUUGAUGCCCGAACUGGCCGACCGCGGUGUUGUCGACCUCUGGGUCGAAAGACUAAGCUAG
Molecule: messenger RNA, 567 nt
Organism: Gaeumannomyces tritici R3-111a-1
Lineage: Eukaryota; Fungi; Ascomycota; Sordariomycetes; Magnaporthales; Magnaporthaceae
Exons: 1
Coding region: 1-567 (188 amino acids)
Source: RefSeq, a predicted model, not a curated record